This is a messenger RNA of Brassica napus (rape), 843 nucleotides long. Its product is annotated as RING-H2 finger protein ATL2-like. The coding region runs from base 1 to 843 and encodes 280 amino acids. Lineage: Eukaryota; Viridiplantae; Streptophyta; Magnoliopsida; Brassicales; Brassicaceae. The transcript is spliced from 2 exons. The record is from RefSeq and is a predicted model, not a curated record.
AUGAACUCCAACGAGCAUAACCCGAAGGACCAAUGGCCCGGGGAAAACAUCUCUGAUUCUCCAAUUUACGACACGAAUGGCAAAAUCAAGCUAGUCACCAUUGUAACCCUCUCCACCAUAGCCAUAAUAAUGGCCCUUUCCUAUCUCUACGAUCGCUGGUAUCUCCCCCGCUCUAGGAGUCACCACAUUCGCCGCCGCAGUCGUAACAUGUUUUUCUUCGCCACCGAUCCUUCUCCUGCUUCGGUAACCGCCUCACGCGGCCUCGAUCCCGCCGUCGUGAAAUCCCUCACCGUUUUCGCUUUCUCCGACGCGACGCACAAGGAUCCGAUUGAUUGCGCCGUUUGUCUUUCUGAGUUCGAAGAGGGAGAGUCGGGUCGGGUUUUGACCGGGUGUAAACACGCUUUUCAUUGGCUGACGCUGCGUUCAGGAAAAGAAGUGGACUAUUCUCAUUCAACUUGUCCUCUCUGCCGCUCUCUCGUCGAGCCUCCUGCAACAACGACGACAGUGGAGGAGCAAGUCACGAUCAUCACGAUUUCUCCUGAACUGUGCUCAACCUCAGUAUCUGGAUCUUCUGCGAUGCCGUUGGAUAAUUUAGGGAGGGAACCAGUGGCAAUCGAGACCCCUAGGAGGAGUUUGUUCGAAGACGAUUUGACACGGUACUUACUAGCGAAUCACUCGUUUACGUCGCCGACGAAUCGGAUGUUAUCGUUUACUCGGAUGUUGAGCAGAAAAGGAAGAAUCGCCCCGUCUUCUUUUGCUGGAGCUCCGUCUCAAUCGCCAUCGUCAAGCUGUCAAAUAGUGAUGACCGAAUCGGAUAUCGAGCUGGGAGAGAAGAAGAGAUAA